AAAAAAAAAAAAAAAAUUAUAUACAGAGGAAGCCCAAAGCGUCGUCCUUAAAAACAGACAAAAGGGACACAGAGAAAUAGAAGGAGAGAGUAAAAAGAAAAAGAGAAUUUUGUUUUGUGGGUUUUUUUUUUUUUCUUUUUUUUUUUUUCCUCUUCUUCUCUCCCUCUCUUUCUAGAUCACCCCUGUUUUUUCUGCAUUUCUCAACCUUUUAUCUCUGUUUUUUUAUUCUCUGAGAAAGAGGCUUUGAAUCAGAAAACCCAAAAAAUAAGUAUCAGAAAUGGUUAAAGAAAGAGUGGAGAAGAAGAUGUCUGUGAAGUUCGUAUGGAGCUAUGCGGCGGAGCUUAAGCUCUUAUUGACAGCUUUGCUCAUUCUCUGCAGUUUAGCCACCCUCCUCCAGUUCCUUCCUUCACGUUUCACCAUCUCCACCUCUGAUCUCCGUGUCUGUAUUUCCAGAGUAGUUUCCCAAAACUCCUCCCAAACCCAGAACCAGACACUUCUUCUGGCUUUGGCGGCGGCUGCCCCACCGCCUCUCCCUCCUCCGCCGAUCCCAUCUCCCCCGUCCGUCGCGGUCGACAAAGAUCGACUCCUUCCCAAUGGCGCUCUCAAGCGCGUUUUCAACCCUUACGGUUCCGCCGCUUACAACUUCAUCACCAUGGGAGCUUACAGAGGAGGUCUCAACACUUUCGCCAUUGUCGGUCUGGCUUCGAAACCACUUCAUCUGUACGGAAAACCGACCUAUCAAUGCCAGUGGGUUCCGGACCUCAACUCCUCCGAACCCAUCUCCGGCGUCAGCUACAAGGUCCUUCCCGACUGGGGUUACGGGAGGGUCUACACUGUCGUCGUUGUUAACUGCACUUUCUCUGUUCCGGUGAACGCCGACAACUCUGGCGGGAAGUUAGUGCUCUACGCCUCCACAUCCGGCGGUGGCGACCGGAAUUUCAACAUCACGGACAGAAUCGAAGCUCUGACGGAAAUUCCGGGAAGCUUGGACGCCACCGUUUUCACUUCAAGUCCGAAGUACGACUACUUGUACUGCGGGUCAUCGUUGUACGGAACUCUCAGUCCUCAGAGAGUGAGGGAAUGGUUGGCGUACCAUGUGAGACUAUUCGGGCCGAGAUCCCACUUCGUGAUUCACGACGCCGGGGGGGUCCACGAGGAGGUGAUGGAGGUUUUGAAGCCGUGGAUGGAGUUGGGCUACGUGACAUUGCAGGAUAUCAGGGACCAAGAGAGGUUCGAUGGGUAUUACCACAACCAGUUCAUGGUGGUGAAUGAUUGCUUGCACAGGUACAAGUUCAUGGCCAAAUGGAUGUUCUUCUUUGAUGUGGAUGAGUAUAUUUAUGUGCCCCCCAAAAACACUAUCAAAUCUGUGCUCGAUUCGCUCUCCGAUUAUUCCCAAUUCACCAUUGAACAGAUGCCAAUGAGCAGUAAGCUCUGCCUCACCGAUGAUGCUGGAAGAACUUACAGGAGAUGGGGUUUUGAGAAACUUGUAUAUAGAGAUGUGAAAAAAGGAAUAAGGAGGGACCGCAAGUACGCGGUGCAGCCGCGAGCUGUAUAUGCCACGGGGGUGCACAUGUCGCAAAACAUAGGAGGCAAGACAACGCACAAGACGGAGGGCCGGAUCAAAUAUUUCCAUUAUCACGGCACCAUCGCAGUGCGCCGCGAACCCUGCCGGAACCUCCUCAAUUUGACACAGAUCACCUUUGAAAAAACCCCUUAUGUUUUGGACACAACAAUGCGUGACAUUGCUUUCACCAUCAAGAAAUUUGAGCUCAAAAUGAUCGGAUCCAGACUACAGAAGACUCGUCAAUGACAACCCCUUUUCUUUCUUUUGAUAGAUUUUUAUUUAUUUUCUUUUAUUUAAAUUUUUUUUUUCUUUUGCAUUUUAGUGAUGUGUUUAAUUCCUUGUUUAUUAUUUGUUCUAUAUGAUUAGAUUGACUUCUUUGUAGAAGGGUAAAUUCAUUGGGAGGUGGGUUCUUUCUUGUAUGAUAAUUUUUUUUUUUUUUUAAUUAAAAGUAUAGAGAUACAGCCAUACAGUAGAUGGUGGUGGGGUAUAUGAUUAAACAUAAGCUUUGAACAGAAUAUGAGAGCUGUUUGCACUUUGCAUUCAAUUUUUUAAUUUUUUUUUUCUUAGAAGUAUUCUGAUACUUUGUUUUUAGAAUAUAAUAAAAAAUGAGAGAUAAAUUUGGUUGAUUGGUUUU
Molecule: messenger RNA, 2198 nt
Organism: Ziziphus jujuba (common jujube)
Lineage: Eukaryota; Viridiplantae; Streptophyta; Magnoliopsida; Rosales; Rhamnaceae
Product: galactan beta-1,4-galactosyltransferase GALS3
Exons: 2
Coding region: 278-1810 (510 amino acids)
Source: RefSeq, a predicted model, not a curated record